Molecule: messenger RNA, 2148 nt
Organism: Brugia malayi
Lineage: Eukaryota; Metazoa; Nematoda; Chromadorea; Rhabditida; Onchocercidae
Gene: Bma-ddx-35
Product: putative ATP-dependent helicase DHX35, putative
Exons: 20
Coding region: 1-2148 (715 amino acids)
Cellular component (GO): intracellular anatomical structure; catalytic step 2 spliceosome
Molecular function (GO): RNA binding; ATP binding
Source: RefSeq, a predicted model, not a curated record
AUGCGGAAGUGGUCGAAGGAGAAUUCUACUUCAGGGUUUCGGAGAGGUAGACCGGUCUUCUUGAAACCGAGUGACGGUGAUGUUUUUGAUAACCAUAAUGGUCCACUUAUUCUGGAGGACCGUUUAACCGAAGAAAGAACAAAUGUAGUCGUAAAUAAUCCAUUCUUAGCACUCUCUAUUCAACAGCAACGUGCGCGACUUCCUAUUUUUAAAUAUCGCAAUCAUAUUAUAUAUCUGCUAGAAAAAUAUCGUAUACUUAUCAUCAUUGGAGAAACUGGAUGUGGCAAAACUACUCAAGUACCUCAGUACUUGAUGGAAGCCGGUUGGGCUUCAGAUGGGCGAAAAAUAGGUGUAACACAACCAAGAAGAAUAGCAGCAGUGACGUUGGCUAAUCGCGUUGCUGAAGAGAAAUCAUGUAAACUUGGUGAGGAUGUUGGUUAUGUAGUUCGCUUUGACGAUAUGACCGAUUCGAAAACUAAGAUAAAAUUUAUGACAGAUGGUAUCCUUCUUCGUGAAUUUAUGUCCGACCCUUUAUUAACACAAUACAGUAUACUAAUGGUGGAUGAAGCGCACGAACGUUCUAUAAACACCGACAUUAUAUUGGGUUUGCUGCGAAAAGUAAUAAUGGUACGUCAGGAUCUGCGAAUCAUUGUUUCAUCUGCAACUCUUGAUGCUACUCUUUUCCGUGAUUUUUUUGAGUUAAAUGAUACAAGCGACAAAAGCAAAGAUAUAACGAGUAUUAUCUCUGUCGAAGGUCACAUCCAUCCUGUCACUGUCUAUUAUACAAAAAAUCCCGUGCCGGAUUAUAUUCAAAAAACGGUAGAAACUGUUCUCGAUAUCCAUAAAAAUGAACAACCUGGCGAUAUAUUGGUGUUUCUUACAGGCCAAGAUGAGGUAGAAUCAGUUAAUAAACAGCUACUUGAAGCGGUCAGAGAUCUAAGGAAGAAGGAAGUGGAUAAACUUUGGAUCGUACCAAUGUAUGGCUCAUUACCAGGAUUCCAGCAGUUGAAAGCUUUUGACUCAACUCCUUACGGCACACGGAAAGUCGUGAUUGCUACAAAUAUUGCCGAAACGUCUCUAACCAUACCUGGGAUAACAUAUGUGAUUGAUUGUGGUUUUGUGAAACUUCGAGUGAUGAAUCCUGAAAACUAUUUUGAAAGCUUGAUGAAAUUGCCUGUUUCUCAAGCAUCAGCACAACAACGCACAGGCAGAGCUGGACGAAUUCGACCCGGAAAAUGUUAUCGUCUUUAUCCACAAGAAGAAUAUGACAAGCUUCUGCCGAAUACGAUACCCGAAAUGCAGCGACUAAGCCUUGCAUCUGUCAUUCUAUUGUUGAAAGCUUUAGGAAUACAUAAUGUGUUACGCUUCAAUUAUUUGUCGCGGCCACCUUCCUUUGCAAUGAUUGAAGGUCUUCAGUUGUUGUAUUAUCUUGGAGCCCUUUCAAAGGACGGUUUAUUAACUAAUCCAUUAGGCAUUCAAAUGAUAGAUUUUCCUUUGCCGCCUCAACAUUCCAAAACUCUUUUAUGUUCGGGUGAACUUGGUUGCAGUGAAGAGAUUGCAACGAUUAUCGCAAUGCUUCAAAUACAGGAUGUUUUUAUCAUACCAUCAAGAAAUCGUCAUGAAGCUGAAUUAAUGAAAAGAAAUUUCUCGGUUGAAGAAGGCGAUCAUUUCACUCUUUUGAACGUUUUCACAAAUUUCAUGCUGAAUGGGAAGUCAAAACAAUGGUGCAUCAAUCAUUUUCUGAAUUACCGUGGCCUUUGUCGUGCAGAAGCAAUUCGUAAUCAGUUGCUGGGUCUUUUGAGGCAUCAUAAUAUUCCAAUCAAAUCAUGCAAAGAAAAUGGUGAGCUAAACUCAGUCCUUCAUUGUCUGGUUAAAGGAUUCUUCUCACAAGCUGCGUAUUAUCAUUAUUCUGGCGAUUAUGUUACUAUCAGGAAUGAACACCAUUUCAAAAUUUACAAAGGAUCGGCGAUUAUGUACAAAAGAGAAUUCCCAAAAUGGGUGAUAUUCACGGAAGUGCUACAAGACUCGAUACGUGACAUCAGUGUAAUUGAACCAGAAUGGUUGUAUCAGCUAGUUCCAGAGUACUACGAAUUUGGGACGGAUGCCGAAAUAGCAAGGAGAAAAGUGGAAGCAAAAAGUGUUUCAUAA